Leishmania major strain Friedlin is the source of this 1134-nucleotide messenger RNA. RefSeq lists its product as hypothetical. The record is from RefSeq and is a predicted model, not a curated record. Bases 1 to 1134 code for a protein of 377 amino acids. NCBI's taxonomy places the organism in Eukaryota, Euglenozoa, Kinetoplastea, Trypanosomatida, Trypanosomatidae. The transcript has a single exon.
AUGCUUAGAGAGUCAGCCUCGAGCUCGCAAGGUGGCGAUGGCGGGGGGGGCAGACUCAUGGGCGAGACCGCUUUCAGCCGAUCGGCCCUCUUGCCGGCCUGGGUGCCCCCCGAAGCUUCCACCCUACAUCAGCGAUCGGCAUCGCUCACACCUCAACUGAACUCAAAAGCUUGCUCGCCCCUGCUGGGUGUUCGCCGCUCAAAUGCUUCUAAGAUGGCCGGGCACCGUGGCGAUGGCUUGCGCCGAGCAGGGGCCAGCGCAUCACCACAGCCGCUGGUGGGGAACCCUCGCUUCGGCCUGUCGCCGCCGCGAGCGUCGACGGCACUGAACAUGCCGUCGCCACCACUCAGCAGUAUGCAUUACUCGCCGCAGGUGCCGCCAGCGCAGUACUCCGGCUUGUCGAUUGCGCCGACCAUUGCCUCGUUCACGUCGUCGUCCUCUUCCCAUCCCCCUACAGCUGCGCGGCUGCUGAUGAGUGCCGCGGCUUCGCCGUCGCCGUCGCGCCGCUCAGUGCGAUUGACGCUCGGUGCCUUCUGCAUGUUAAAUGCGGGUAUCGCUUUCCUGUUCACAUGGAUGAUGUGCACACAGCAGACUGGCUUUGCGCUGACGGCGGCGAAGCGGCGGUGGAACCUCAAGGAGCGAUCUAGCGCGACCUGCACAGCUGGCGUCUACUAUUUAAUCAUCGGGCUUGUGCUGCUUAUAGACCGACUAAGCUCGACUAUUGCUGUGGUUGUUCAACUAGGCGUACGGUUCGUGAGGGCCGGUUUUCGGUUGAUUCUUCGCUGGCUGCUGUGGUGCGUUAGUAGAAUAGCAGCGUCGAGGGUUUGUGUUCCACUGCUGCGCCGCCUAGCCCCACACGUCGCCAUCGCCUCGGCUGAGAAUUGCCGGGUGCUAAUGCGAAGCAAGUCGGCGCGGCCUCUUCGGUCUUCGAGUGUUGCCGUCCCUGCUGUUGGUGCGCCGACGGCGCUCUCGGGUCAUGUGUUACUGCCACGUUUUUCAUGCAGUCAGCUGGGCACAUCAUUUCAGUGUUCGCAGACGAACUCGAUGCGCGAAUCCAUGGCCGAUUCGGAGGCGGAUAGGCGACCGUGCUCCGCCACCGCUGCAUCACUGAGUAUUCGGCGACGCGGUUCCUGA